Messenger RNA from Pecten maximus, 3424 nucleotides. Its product is annotated as cyclin-dependent kinase 9-like. Gene Ontology annotation, cellular component: nucleus. Gene Ontology annotation, biological process: protein phosphorylation. The coding region runs from base 1 to 1212 and encodes 403 amino acids. Gene Ontology annotation, molecular function: cyclin-dependent protein serine/threonine kinase activity; ATP binding. NCBI's taxonomy places the organism in Eukaryota, Metazoa, Mollusca, Bivalvia, Pectinida, Pectinidae. The record is from RefSeq and is a predicted model, not a curated record. The transcript is spliced from 4 exons.
AUGGAGCAGACGCCGUGCCUUCCCCAUGUGCCGGUUCCUUCUAGUUCCACGACAACAAAACAGAAUAAUUCUCCACGUGUUUCCAAUGGGUCAACUACCAUAAAAUAUGAGGACUUUAACUUUGAAUUCAUUCCUGAAGAGAGUAAAUACGAGAAACUGACGAAAAUUGGACAAGGUACUUUCGGGGAGGUGUUCAAAGCGAUAGAUAGGAAAAGUAGAAGACUAGUAGCUAUGAAGAAAAUUUUGAUGGAAAAUGAGAAAGAAGGGUUUCCAAUUACUGCUUUAAGAGAAAUAAAAAUACUACAGCUGCUGCAUCAUGAAAAUGUCCUGAAUUUGGUAGAAAUAUGCAGAACGAGAGCCACUCCUUACAACAGAGGGAUGAGCACUUUCUACAUGGUGUCAGAUUUUGCUGAGCAUGACUUGGCAGGACUCCUCAGCAACACACAUGUCCGAUUCAGUCUGGGAGAAAUAAAAAAGAUUAUGCAGCAGUUAUUAAAUGGUCUAUACUUCAUUCAUGAGAACAAGAUUUUACACAGAGACUUAAAGGCUGCAAACAUACUCAUAACUAAACAUGGUGUGUUAAAGCUGGCAGAUUUUGGCCUCGCUCGUGCAUGGAGUCAACCUCAGCGUAGUAACAAGAACAAAUACACAAAUCGUGUGGUGACGUUGUGGUACCGACCUCCAGAGUUGUUGCUUGGGGAAAGAAACUAUGGACCAAUCAUAGACCUGUGGGGUGCAGGAUGCAUUAUGGCUGAACUAUGGACACGCACACCAAUCAUGCAAGGAAAGACUGAACAAAAUCAGAUGUUCCUGAUCUGCCAGUUGUGUGGCUCUAUUACCACUGAUGUCUGGCCAAAUGUGGAUAAAUACGAUCUCUUCGCUCAGAUGGAACUACCUACUGGUCAAAAACGCAAAGUCAAGGAAAGACUCAAAGCUUAUGUUAAAGACCAAUAUGCUCUUGACCUCAUUGACAAACUUUUGGUACUUGACCCCUCAAAGAGGUAUGAUGCUAACACGGCCCUUAACCAUGAUUUCUUCUGGACAGAGCCUGAACCAAUUGACCUGGCCAAAACUUUAUCAAAGCACACAACAUCCAUGUUUGAAUACCUAGCUCCACCUCGAAGAGGCGUUCAACAAGGUCAUCGCCCCCACCAGCCACAGAUGCACCGACCUGUACAUAACAAUGAUCAGCAUUUUGACCAAGUUUACUAAUGUAAUAGUUUAAUCUGUUAGUCUACCUCACCAUGUGUUUACUUCUAGUCUGUAACAAAUCGGGUUCAGUAUGGUGUUCAACAUUCCAACAUAUAUAGUAAUUUAUUCUGUUAUGUGUAAUAAUCACACUUUGUCAAUAAUCAAAUUAUCAUAUUUUGAAAAAGCCAUUAGCAUUUGAAUCAGUCUUUCAUAAAUGAGAUGAAAGAAUAUUUCUUAUUUAUGGGGUCCAAGAGCGUAAGGUCAAUGUCAAGUUUAUUUUUAUUCACUAAUGAACAAUUGGUCUGAAUUAAAGGGUAAUUAAGUUAAUUGAAGAAAGAUCAAGUUUACUAGAUUAUAGUUUGUUUGUUGGAUUUAAUUAACAUCUAAUGAACAGAUAGUGUUAUGUUGAGGAGCAGACUUCUUUUAGUAGUUUAAGUGGCUCCCUCAAAGUACAAUAUAGGAGAGGCCUGUCACAUACCAUCCAGAAAAAAUAGGAUUAAGUGUCUUUCUGAAGUGACUGUUUCUUAGCUUCUCAAGAACCACAAGCAGCCACGGGUUGAGAGUAUUGAACCACUCACCUGAGAUCUUCACUUGAGGUUAUGUGGCCAACAAUCUAACCAACUGAGCUAUCACAGCCCCUCACUGGAUUAAAGGUCAAGGUCAUUUGGGUCCAAAGUUAAAAGAAAAAGUGGAUCUCUGACUAUGACCUUGGCUUUUGUUGGAAUAGGCUUUGAAAUAAAACAAAUCAAAAUAAACAAAUGAAGAUUUCACCAGUAUUUACAUUUAUGUUAGCCCAGCAAAUAUGGAGUUGGAAGGAAACAAGAGUUUGAUCAUGGUAAAUGUGAAAUGUUUAUUUAGGUUUAUUGUGAUUUUUUUAAGUUCAAAUAUCAAAUGUCAGCUAAAGCUAUAUUGGCAGAUGUCUUUUUGAUGGUUAUUUGGAUUUUUUUAUGAUGUCGUGUCUGUGUUCAAGUUUGAAAUUAAUUAUGUACAUUUGGCCCAGGUUUUCCUGGAUAAAUGGAAAUUGUAUUAACUGCUCAAGUUUCUCUGAUCGACCUUUACAAAUCUUAAAACAUCUUGUAUACUUAACAUCCAAAGGAAUUUGAUUUUGUUGAUGGCCUCAUUGUUUAGUAAUUGUUAACAGCUGUGUGUUCUCAUUUCAUUUGACUUAUUAACUGUUACAAGGUUUUAUCGAUAUCUUCCUUUUGUAGGCAUUACUGAAUUGGGAUAACGUUGCAAGUUUGAUAUUGAUUAAUUUGUGACGAUUUAUUAAUUUAGAGUUGUCAUGCAUUAAUGAAGAGGUUUAGCUAAGACUUACUCAUUAUCUGAAAAAAAUAAAUCAUCUUGACCUACUUUCAAAGUCACAGAACUUGAAACUAUUUCUUCUGAAUAUUAAGGAUGAUGAUAAUGGACUUAGCAGCAUCCUUGGACAUAAGAGUACCAAUUGUGUUCAAUAAUACUUGGCUUACAUUCAAGGUCACAUGUGUCGGAUGUGUUUUACAUUUUUUUUAUCUAAAUAAGCAAGAGAGCUGGGUUCAUGAUAUGGACCAGGAAUUGCUGGGUUGAUAGGCUGCAUCUAGUGUAGCCUCCUCCCAUAUCAAAAUCAAGACAUAUUAAGCUUAGCAGCAUAAAUAACACGCAUCAACUUUUAAAGUUGAACUUGUAGCAGGUGAGUGAUACAGGUCCAUUGGGCCAUUUGCUUUUUGUUAAAUGAUAGAUAUUGUCCAUUUCUAAGGUAUGAUAUGCCAUUGGAAAAGUUUGAAUAUUAUUCCAGUAUUAUGCUGGGAUGAAGUGCUUUCAAGUAAGUUUGUGAAAAUGAAUGGUAUAGAGUCCAGAUGGCACGUCUAUUUUAGAUGUUUAAAUAAUCAGGUCUAAAGUUAUCCUUGUUAAUAUGAACUUAAUUUCAUUCAUAAUUCAACAUUGAGUUCAUAACAACACAUAGUACAGUACAAAAGAAUAUGAUGUGGAAACAUUAAGUUGUAGCAACUUAUAUAAAUAUGUUUCCUAAUUUUCCUGCAUGUUUGUAAUGAAUUAAGAUGACUAAUUAUAAAUAAUAACACAGACAAGAGAUACAGGCAGAUUGGGCCUCUUGUUAUAAUAAUUUAAUAAGUAAUAAUAUAAGUAUUACUGUUUUUGUCUUCUGCUACUCAAGGUAGGAUUAGAUUUUAUAUUUUGAUUUCUCAUGGCAGAUAAGAUUUUGUCCAUUUUGGAUUUUGCCUCCUCUAAUAAGUUUUUA